Acipenser ruthenus (sterlet) is the source of this 1256-nucleotide messenger RNA. It is a transcript of the gene c20h1orf50, whose product is annotated as chromosome 20 C1orf50 homolog. NCBI's taxonomy places the organism in Eukaryota, Metazoa, Chordata, Actinopteri, Acipenseriformes, Acipenseridae. The coding region runs from base 229 to 822 and encodes 197 amino acids. The record is from RefSeq and is a predicted model, not a curated record. The transcript has 6 exons.
ACACACUAUCCCAUCAAAACAGCACGGCCAUUGGACAUCUAACCUGCUCCUAACAGUAUUAUUGGCAAAAUGAAGAACGGCUUCGUGAAGGACCUCGGUAAUAACGCCCCAUGUGAGAAAUGUGUAUACAGAAUUUUGGCAGCUGUCAUUAUUACUUAGCUGCUCAUCGGUACUGGUAUAAGAAAAAGGUAGAGGUUUAUUUUUUGUAUAUUUACUUCAAAUUCUGUAAUGAACAUGGAAACGGACAAGGACAACAACGUUAGUGCACCAAAGAAGUCGACAACACCUACUACGACUACUGUUGCCCUGGUGGAGAGUAACACCAAUCCCUCUGGUCUUCAGCUGGUGAGCUCUUACCAAACCAACCGGGUGGGGGACCCAAUGGACCUGGUGGCACUGGCACAACAAGUACAGAAGGCAGAUGAAUUUAUUCGAGCCAAUGCAAGCAACAGACUGACAGUAAUAGCUGAUCAAAUUCGAUACCUACAGGAGCAAGCUAGGAAGGUUCUAGAAGAUGCUAAGAAAGAUGCUGAACUUCACCAUGCUGCCUGCAAUGUAGUCAAGAAGCCAGGAAACAUGUAUUAUCUGUACAUGCGGGAGUCCGGUCAACGAUAUUUCUCCAUCCUCUCCCCGAAGGAUUGGGGUUCCAGCUGCCCGCACAAAUUCCUUGGUGCUUAUAAGCUGCAGUUUGACAUGUCCUGGACCCCCUCUGAGGAGGCUGAGAAAAGGGACUCUGAGAUCAGCAUCCUAGACAAGCUGCUGAGCCAGCAGACAGCCCUGCCCCCCUGUAAUGAGCCCAACUUCCAGGGGCUCACACAGUGAACCUCCUCCGGGCACCGGGCACAAAGAACAGACAGACUUUGCAAUGGAUUAUACUGGAUACGGAAGGAUGGUUCUUAUUUUACCUUUUUAUUUCUUUUUAUCCAUAGCUACAAGCACACACGCCAGAUUACUGUACCACUUUGUUUCUGUGUGCAAUGGUUUUUGAAUAAUCUAUUCAAAUUAUUAUUAUAAAUAUGACAGACAAGAAGUCCAUAUUUUUUCUGUGUUACUGUAUUUUAAUUGGUAAAUAUUUUCAAAUGUAGUAAUUAAGAUCAAGUAAACUGUUUAAAAACAUUUUAUAUAUGCUUCUACACAGAAAGUCUUAUGAUAACAGAGAGAUGCCUAAGAAUUAAUAAUAAAUAUGUUCAUUGUACUUCAAAGUACAGAUGUGAAAAACAAAGGGUGGCUGAAUUGAAGGUUGACUGCAUUCUGUU